CGUUGCAGCUGGGACCUCAGCGGAACUGGAGCUGCCUCGUAUCAGGAGUGGCUUGAUAACAAGCAAGGCUUCUUUGGGCUCCGAGAAGCUGUUUUCCCUUGCAGCAAAUAAAGGUCCAACCUUGAAUGACAAACCUGAAGCUAAAGCAGCGACCAUCCCAAAGGUGUCAGGGCUAGAGCGCAGCCGGGAACUGAGCACCGACGUGCCCUUCGUGCUGCCUAUUCCCAGCCCCCAGCCAGUUGCUGCUGUUGUGACUUCCACUUCUUCUGCACCCACGUCGAGCGCCAGGGCAAGCCCGCUGUUGAAGAAGGAGCCAGUGAUCUCAGCACCAGCACCGCCAAGACUCACACCCCAGCCACAGCCUCGACCGCAGUCACAACCUCAGCCUCGACCACAGUCUCAGCCUCAGCUCAUACCUGAGCUUCGGACCCAGCCUCAGAGUCACAUCCCUCCCCCUCUCAACUACCAAGUGCAUCACCAGGUGGCCCAGAACGGACUCAAUAUCAGCAGGAGCAGCAGCGCCAGCAGUGCAACAAGCAUCAGCUUGCCCAAACACCUUCCCCUCUCCCCCCAGAUCCCUCCUCACCACUCUUCUGGCCCGGCCCUGCCCCUCUCCAUCUCUAAUCUUGCUACCUCACACUUCCCUCUCAGAUCUCAGACCCAACACCAGCACCAUCCGGCCAUGUUUGCCACCCCACCCACGCUACCACCACCACCAGCGUUACCCACCAACAGCCUUGUGAUACCAGGACACCCUGCAGAUCAUGAGCUGCUCAGGCAAGAGCUGAACAACCGGUUUCUGGUUCAGAGUUCGGACCGGGCCGGUGCCUCUCUUGGCCCGGUGCCGUUGCUGAGGGCGGAGUUUCACCAGCACCAACACACCCACCAGCACCAACACACCCACCAGCACACAUUCACUCCUUUUCCAUCCAGCUUACCCCAGACGCCGCUCAUGCCACCCUCUGCACCUCCCAUGGUGCGUACCCCAGCCCAAAAUUUUGACAAGUACGCUCCCAAAUUGGACAACCCUUACUUUCGACAUUCCAACUUCUUUCCAACCUAUCCUCCGGCAAUGCCUGGAAUGCCUCCGAUGCUUCCACACUCAGGACCUUUUGGGUCACUUCAGGGAGCAUUUCAACCCAAGACUUCAAAUCCAAUUGAUGUAGCAGGUAGACCUGGCACAGUCCACCACACUCUUCUGCAGAAGACUCCGGGGGUGUCUGACCCCUAUAGACCUCCAGUAAGAAAACCUGGGAAGUGGUGUGCAGUUCAUGUACAGAUUGCCUGGCAGAUCUACCAUCACCAGCAGAAGAUAAAGUACCUCCUGUGGAAUAUGGAGUAUUAUCCUAUUCAGAAUGAAAUGACCGAUACGGUGAAGGACAUUUUACAAAACAUAGAGCAGCAGAUGCAGCUGGAUCCCCACAAGCUAGACAUAGGCGGUAAACUUGACCUGUUCAGCAGACCUCCUGCCCCUGGAAUUUUUCCAGGAUUCCAUUACCCACAAGACCUUGCCAGGCCUCUGUUUUCCACGACAGGUGCUGCACAUCCAGCCACCACCCCUUUUGGACCCUCACCUCAUCACAGCAGCUUCCUGCCUACUAGCCAUUUGGCAGGUAAGUAUCCAUUUAGCAGGUCAAGCACCUUCAGCGGCCUUGGGAACUUAGGCAGCAAUGCCUUUGGAGGAUUAGGCAGUCAUGCUCUGACUCACAACAGCAUUUUUGCUCACAAAGACGGUCCAAACCUACAGAGCUUUAAUAAUCCCCACGAGCCAUGGAACAGACUCCAUCGAACCCCACCUUCCUUCCCGACGCCUCCACAGUGGCCUAAGCCGGGGGAUUCCGAACGGAGCUCUUCAGUAACCAACCAUGACAGAGACCGGGAGCGGGAGUCAGAGAAGAGGGAUCUUUCGCUGAAUAAAGACGACAGAGAGAAAGAGAGGGAUCUCUUGGAUAAAAACAGACAUUCAAAUAGAUCCUCACCGGCAUCAGCUCCUGUGACCCAUCAGAUCAGCAACCUCAUCCGCAACAACACUCAGACCUCCAGCGAUCCCAUCAGGCAAGUUAGCAUUGGUGAAAGGGACAGGUCCAAAGAACCAGAGAGAGAGCACCCUGACCGACUGAGAGAGCCGCCCAUAACAGAACACAAGAUAAAAGAGAGCCGUUCCCCCGUGAAGGAAACUCCAAGCCAUGAUAAGAGACCCUCCGAGGACAACACAAAGCCAGUAAUUCAGUCUGUAUCUCCCUACAGCAAACCUGCACUAAGCGAGAGCUUGAAACUUAGCAAUUUAAUGAACAAAGAUAUAGAGAGAAAGUCAGAGCUUCCAAGUGAUCUCCAGAAGAUUAAGAAUGACAUCAAGGUCAAAGAGGAGCGCAAGGAGGACAGUGAUGUGCUGGUGGUGGGAUCUGAACCUUCACAGCAUUCCAGAACAGUGGAACAUCCGCCACCACCUUCUUUGCAUGGAUUACCGUUGCCCCAUUCUAUGGCCGCCACAAUGCCUCUCUCCAUGAGUAGCGUUCACCAGAUGAACAACAUGAAUGUUCUAGACCGCAGCAGAAUGAUGACCCCUCUCAUGGGCAUGAAUCCUUUGUCAGGAAGAGAGAGACUGCCACAUCCUGGAUUUUCUUGGGACCCAGUGAGGGACCCAUUGAGAGAUGCCUACCGGAGCUUAGACUUGCAUCGUCGAAUGGACUUCCAGCUCCGGACAGAUCCCAUCCACAGGUUCCCUACCGCUUCUGGAUUUUAUGACCAUGAGCGUUCUUACAGAGACAGAGAACCGCACGACUAUAACCAUGAAAACCUUCUUGAAGCCCGCCGAGAGCAGGAGCGGUUGCGGCAAGUGGAGGAGAGGGAGCGCUUGCACUUACGGGAAGAACUUGAACGUGCCAGAAUGCACCACCUGCACUCGUCCCCUAUCGAAAGUCAUCUGGCACACAUGCCACCGUUCAUGCCUCACUUAAGCGGGAUGCAUUACCCCAGACUCAGUCCAUCCACUGCCAUGCACAAUGGAAUUUUAAAUAGGAACCCACCAACCGCAGCAUUGAGUGCCCCGCCCCCUUUGGUACCAGCAAGCAGUACUAGACCUGCCUCCCCACGCAGGACUACCCCACUCACAAACUCAGAGUCCAGGGACUAUUCCCCCUCUAGGAACCCCAAAGAAGUAGAGGCACGAUAGUCCCCAACAGGGUGAAUUUUAAACUUGGCUGUAUAUAGAACAACAAAAAUCUUUUACAAAAUGCACUGCUGUAACCUUUUUUUUUUAAUGUAAAAUUUAUAGAAGUUAAGCACAGUUCCAUAAAUAAUGGGAUAUGGGGUUUCAAACUUUCCAACAAGAAGGUUGCUAAGAAUGGGAAUUUAAUAUAUAUAGGUAUUGAUUUUUUUUUGUUUCUGUGCUAAAAUUAGUUAUGAAAAAUAUCAAGUUUGUACAUUUUUUCCCAAAUGUGAGAAACAUUUUUAAUGGAUUUGUAAUUUUUUUAAUUUUGUGCUCUUUAUUCACUUAAAAAAAGAGAAAUUUUGCUUUUAGUUAAAUUUGCAUUUAAAAUGCCUCAGAUCCUUAAGAAAAUGACCCAGGGUUUCUUAAAGUAUUAUUUAUGGAUAUACUGUAGUUUCUUACAGUCCACUGUGAGGUUCCCUAACUGAGGCCAAUUGAUCACUUAUCUUGGUACUUUGGAACCGAAGUUACAGAUAUAUAUUAAAAUAUUAUUAUUAAUAAUAAUAAUGUACAAAACUGUUUGGUUUUUGCCUUAUAAUAUUAUGCAGAAAUUUAAGAGGAAUUUUUUUUGACUUCUUGUUUUAAACAAAACAAACAAAGAAAACAAACUGUAAAUAUUCUGUUAAUAUAAAUGUACACCAAUAUUAAAUUCUUAACAUAGGUAGACUUUAUAAAAAAAAAAAAAAAAAAAAGGUUUCUAGAACCACUCUGGUUAUUUGUUAACAUGGUUACAACUCAUUCUUGUCACAGUCAGAAAUACACACUCAGUGCAGCAUAUAUACUUCUACUAUGCAAGAACUUGGAGGCAGGUCUUACUGGAUGUUGGGGGGAGGAAGAUUUAAAAAAUAAAAUAAAAACCCCAAAAAAACAAAACAACUUGCAACUCUGGAGACAGAAUGGAAAUGGCAUGUGAACAGAAAGAAGGAUGCUUGUGUUUAACAAAAAAAAAAAAAAAAAAGACUGCAUUUUUUUU
This is a messenger RNA of Chelonoidis abingdonii (Abingdon island giant tortoise), 4181 nucleotides long. NCBI's taxonomy places the organism in Eukaryota, Metazoa, Chordata, Testudines, Testudinidae. The record is from RefSeq and is a predicted model, not a curated record.